AUGAAUUAUAUUUUGUCGCUCAAGGAAGUCUUUGGAAACGGAGAGGAAGAGACUGCUCACAUCGACGCUGGUCGAAUGGGAAACGCAGCUCGUUUCGCCAAUCACUCGUGUUCUCCUAAUGCCAAACUCUACCCCGUUCGCGUUGAAAACGACAUUGCCCGAAUCGCCCUCUUCGCUCUCCGCUUCAUCGAGCCCGGAGAGGAGAUAACCUACGACUACGGAAGUGCAGAAUCGACACUCAGUGAUAGAAAAUGUCACUGUGGCUCCCGUAACUGCAGAUUAUUCAUGCCCUCUGAUGAUUGA
Oikopleura dioica is the source of this 303-nucleotide messenger RNA. The record is from the annotation of a GenBank genome assembly. Lineage: Eukaryota; Metazoa; Chordata; Appendicularia; Copelata; Oikopleuridae.